Paraphaeosphaeria sporulosa is the source of this 995-nucleotide messenger RNA. Its product is annotated as alpha/beta-hydrolase. The transcript has 5 exons. The record is from RefSeq and is a predicted model, not a curated record. The coding region runs from base 179 to 922 and encodes 247 amino acids. NCBI's taxonomy places the organism in Eukaryota, Fungi, Ascomycota, Dothideomycetes, Pleosporales, Didymosphaeriaceae. Gene Ontology annotation, molecular function: hydrolase activity.
GGCAUCUGGAUGCUUUGUCCGGUAGAUACGGCGAGAGACCGGCGAAUCUAUAAAGCCUGGUGACGUUUCAUCGAAGUUGAACUUCAAUUGCAAAGCCACAUACCUUUCUAACUCUCCCUACUACACGCUGCGCUCGUACUUUCUAUACAGUAUCUUCAAUCAAUCUUGUUAACAACCCAUGGCUUCCAAUCCUCCCGGACGCUGCUGUGCUAUCGGCGUGAAGCACGAGGGCGAGGCCCAGGGCGAAAUCAAGAAGAUCGGCGACGUACGAACGUACUUUUCCUACCCUGAAAACAAGAGCACUCAAAACGCUAUUGUGAUCUUCACCGACAUCCUGGGAAUAGAUUUCAUCAAUGUUCAGCUUGUUGCCGACCAAUUCGCCGCCAAUGGCUAUUUCACCGUGGUCCCUGAUCUCUUCAACGGAAAUGUUGUUCCUGUCAACCCCCCGGCUGAUUUUGAUCUCAUGAAGUGGGUUCAAACCGAGAUGCCGCACCCGCCUAAAGUUGACCCCAUCGUCGAAGCCACCAUUAGGCAUCUGCGCGGCGAGUUGGGCGUCAAGAGGCUGGGUGGUGUUGGCUACUGCUUUGGCGGAAAGUACGUGUGCCGAUGGUUGAAGGAGGGGAAGCUUGACGUUGGUUAUACAGCACACCCCAGUUUCGUGAGCACGGAGGAACUGGAAGGAAUCAAGGGCCCCUUGAGCAUCGCCGCCGCCGAGACUGACCAAAUCUUCCCUGCUGAGAAGCGUCGUGAGUCUGAAGACAUUCUCCAGAAGAUGAAUGUACCCUACCAGAUGAACCUCUUCUCUGAUGUCGAGCACGGCUUCGCGGUACGUGCGGAUCUGUCAAAGAAGCCAGCGAAGUUCGCGAAGGAACAAGCAUUCCUCCAGGCCGUGGCUUGGUUUGAUGAAUACAUCAAGCAGUAGAAUGUCUGCAAUGCCUUGGAUGGAAGAUGGAUCGUGCGCAUAGUAGCCACCACUGUUGAGAAAUGAACUGCUU